AUGGUCAGCCAACACGCAAUGGCAACAACAGUGCGCAGAGUCAAGCAGGAGAAUCGUCUCAGGCGACAGAAUCACACUCAAGAUGAUGAGACAAUCUACAAGACGUUAUCGUCACCGAAGUCGCUGCCGAAUAAUCGUUUGAACCCAGUGCCUCAUCCAGAUCACCAGAACGGUCACAACAGAAGUGACAUUUACACAGCGGUCCAAGCUAUACCUGGGCCACAGUACAGGAUGCCACCCCUGUACGGUGAAGAGCAAACCAACCAGAAUCAACAGCCAACGAGUCUACAAACACACAGCAAUAAAUUUCCGAUCGAGCGCGAAGUGGUGAUCUCCUCAGCCGACAAGAACACUAAAAUUCCAAUUCUACACGAGUACAAACGAACGACAGGGAGAGUUGCUAUUGCCCCUGAUGCACCGGUGAAACAACAGGCGUGGGUGCAGGAGGGUAAUCAGGCGCAAGAUAGGCAAGAAGGUCAUGCUCGAAACUUCCAGCCUCCAGAAACCCACUCGUCAACAUCGACAGGCGCCGUGCCCCGUGCGCCAAAAUCCGAGGACGACCGCAGUAAAUCCCUCAGCAAGACUUAUCACACCAUCAAAGACAUGAUCUCAAGUCGCUUCGGUCCCUCUCGAAAGGACACCGACCCCGAUCCGGAAGUGAGUCUCAACAAUGUAACCGAGGAGCUGAGAAAAUCCUCGCAUAAUGUUGAUGAGGAUGACUCCAAGAAGAAGGAAAGCACUUACAGCAAACCAAGGGCUCAGGAUCCACCGCCGAUAAACAUGCAGCAUUACCCUAAGAACAGUUAUCAACAGUAUGGUCAUAGUUAUUACCAAAGUCCCCAGCAGAAUGUUUCAGUCCCAGGUCAACUGCAAUCAGCCCCCACGAUUCAACCAAGCCUCCCGGGCCAAAGUGCCCAACUCCACGUGACCCACUUGACCCCUCCGGCAGGUGUCCAAACAGUUCACCAAACCCAGGUGUCUUCCUACAGUCAGCCAGUACCACCUCGAGGUGACUACGUGGUUCAAGGACCCAGCGGACACCCCCUCCACCAACACCAGAACGUCCCCCUAGGUAAGCACGGCCUCCCGAUGCAGCCGGUGUCUUCCAACCCGACCUACCAAAGCCCCCAGCAACUCCUCCACCAGUCCCAGCUGCACCAGACCUCCAGAUUCAACCAGCAGCACGUCCAGAACAUGCACCAGCGUCAACUUAUCCAACAGCUGCAGCAGCAACAGCACCAACUAGUUGUCGGCCAACAGAGUCCCAGGACCAACAUGCGGACCCAGCAGCAGUUUCCAGCUGGUGUCUCGUAUCAGCAGUAUCAGCAAGCCCGACAAACCAUCUCCCGAUCCCAAAUCGAUCUCCCAAGCACAUCUAGACAAGGUCUGGACGUGAGAAUCGGUGGACAAGAAGUGUAUUACCAUUACAACCAAAACAAGCCUAGGUUCACAGGGACUCCACAAGUUUACAUGAAACCGGAGAACGACGCAGAGUUCCAGAGACGAAACUCAGCGAGAUGUAUGGAGAAAGCUGUCUCGCAGCCUCAACUUUGCUACGAUGACGAGAGAAAUCCGGACAGAAGAGCCGAGAAGACAGAAGAGAUUAAGAAUCUCAGUAAUGAUGUGCUGUUGAGCGAAAAGUACGAAAUCACAGUUGAGAAUAGCAGUCAGGAGUUCAACAGAAAUGGCAGCCAGCGGCAGAACGAGGACUUCAGGCCAGAAACAAGUUUUGGUAAUCGUAGAGAUGACAUACGCAGCUCGAAAAAGGAGUGCGAAGUGAGUCAGGGAGAGGAAGUGACUAAGGAGUCUGGCGUGCAGAAGAAAAUCGCUGAGCUUCAGAAGAGGGGAGAUACCAAGGAUGUGAGUGAGACUGAUCAUCCGAGGGGAGGGGUCAAGAAUGGAGGGCAGGUGAAUGAGGCUGCCAGGCGGAUCGAGGAGAGCACGAGAAAACUUGAGAUGAACUAUCAGGGAAAGGAGGGAGGGAGGAAGGAGGAAUUGGACCACGGUAUGGCGAGACUUAAAAUUCAGAACCAGGGGUCUGGGUCGGAUUAUGACAAAGCUGGACAGAGCUCGAGUAAUGUUGACUCGGGACGGGGAUCUGCGGUUUAUUCCAGCGGACGAAGGCCACCCCCCGAGGAUCAGAAUCAUCCUCAAGGUCAAGACUCUGAGUGGGUUGACAUUGUGGAAUCCGAGCUGCGUAGUAUCCUGGAGCCAAGAGACGUACCGGCGAUGGCCCACUCCACUCUGUCAGAGAGUGUUUCCUCUGUAACGCCUCCACUGCCGCCACUCUCGCCUCAUGGGAGUCCACGUACACCGAGGAAUCGAUACUCUACGAGUUUACCGUACGGGAGCAAACCGAAUUACGGUGAUUAUGGAAAGGGGCAGGAUAAGAGGAAUUUCCAAGGAAGCACCAAGCAUCGCGGUGCAUCCACUUCCAAGAAGGAGGCUGCCAAGAAAUUCACGCAUUUAUUUGGUGUUGAAGCAGCGGAUUUGACAUCGACAACAACCGGACUAGACCUGGAUUCAAUGUUGGACAGAAGUGAUUCAGACUUGAGUACGAACGACGCAAGGACCAUACGAAAACAAUUGGAGGGGCUGGAGAAUAUGUACAGCGAGGUUUUAAAGUUACUAGGCGGUAGCGUGAAGAAACGGAGAAAGGCGAGGGGAUUAACGAGUUAUGGAUCAGUGUCGUCCCUCCCGACAUCUUCAGUAUCCUCGAGACCAGUUGCAAGACAUCACGACAAAAGGAGAGCCCAUGUAAUUGAUGACAGAACGAAGAAAGCUAAAGAUGUUAAGAGCAUAAACAAACGCUUCCAGCGUUUGGAGUCGCACGUAGUCACCCUGGCUCGAUCAGUUGCGCAUCUCUCUUCAGAGAUGAGAACCCAGCAUCUGAUGAUCCAGGAGAUGGAGAACAUUAGAGGGGAAAUAGCAGCGUUGAGGACGCAGACAAGUAUGGCUAUGGUCAGGUCGCAGUCUCAACCGCUGCUCAAGGAUUCCGAAUUACCUGCACUGUCCAAUCCUUCGAGGGUCAAGAAACUCACUAAAUUCUUCGGGACUGAGCCACCUCUCAUUAGGUUGUUUCUGCGAGAGCUGGGAUAUGAGAAAUACGCAUCCGCAUUUGAAAAAGAAAAGGUGGGAAUGGUAGAGCUACCUUAUUUAAGCGAGGACAGACUCCAGAAGAUGGGAAUACCCCUGGGGCCACGAUUGAGAAUCCUCCAGGAAGCGAGAAUAUCAGUCUGUAAAGAUCCAAUUUACGUCGUUUGAACGUACGGCGCUAUAUUCUCAUUAAUUAAUAGGAUAGAGGAAUGAAGAGGACUAUGCAACAUCAAAUUCGCAGUUGGGUGAAAUAAGAUGUGAAAUUCUUCCGUGAAAGUCUGUGAAAAAUGAAGACAGAGGGUGAUAUCUGCGAAUGGAGGUACAAAUUCAAUAUUUCCGGUCGUAAAAACAUUUACGAUCAAUCUCAAUCGAAAAUGACCUUCUUCCGCUCCUGAAAUUCACGAAAUUGGCGAAAGCAGAAAACAGACACUUUCUCAUUUCAUUUUGCCGCGCUGUAAUUCAAGGAAUUUGCAGUAUUAAUCGAGGUGUGUAAUUUACCGAGAGCUUUAGUAUGAGGAUACAAUAUGAAAUAACGUCACAAGAGUAAAGACAUUGGUACGAGAAUUUUAUACUGUGAAGACGCAAUGAGAACCAGAAAAUUAUCUGCUUGGGUCGAAUUUUUGGGGCUGUUUUUGAUAAAUAUCUCAGGGGAGG
Molecule: messenger RNA, 3750 nt
Organism: Diachasma alloeum
Lineage: Eukaryota; Metazoa; Arthropoda; Insecta; Hymenoptera; Braconidae
Exons: 12
Coding region: 1-3264 (1087 amino acids)
Molecular function (GO): protein binding
Source: RefSeq, a predicted model, not a curated record